Molecule: messenger RNA, 3237 nt
Organism: Poecilia latipinna (sailfin molly)
Lineage: Eukaryota; Metazoa; Chordata; Actinopteri; Cyprinodontiformes; Poeciliidae
Product: alpha-actinin-3
Exons: 19
Coding region: 216-2528 (770 amino acids)
Molecular function (GO): calcium ion binding; protein binding
Source: RefSeq, a predicted model, not a curated record
UUUGACCAGGAAAGGAGCACCGGCCAGCAGGGUCUUCUGUUAGUGGCCACCACCUUCGCACAGCCACCUCUCACCAGAGGAGUCUGGUCUCCGCAGCCCCUGCCUCUCCCCUCGUCGUGUCUCGAGUUGAUAUAUAUAUAUAUUUUUUAUUUUAUUUUUUUUUUUUGUCACUAUAAGCUGAGGGGGACUUACGGAGUCCUGACAGAGGCGGAACGAUGACAGCUGUCGAAACCCAAAUUACAUAUAACACCUCCUAUACGAUCCAACAUGAAGAUACGUAUAUGACCCAGGAGGAGGACUGGGACAGGGACCUGCUGCUGGACCCUGCCUGGGAGAAGCAGCAGAGGAAGACCUUCACAGCUUGGUGCAACUCCCACUUGAGGAAAGCUGGAACACAGAUCGAGAACAUUGAGGAGGAUUUCAGAAAUGGCCUCAAACUCAUGCUGCUGCUGGAGGUCAUUUCAGGCGAGAGGCUGCCCAAACCCGACAAAGGAAAGAUGCGUUUCCACAAGAUUGCCAACGUGAACAAAGCUCUGGACUUCAUCUGCAGCAAGGGGGUCAAGCUGGUGUCUAUUGGUGCAGAGGAAAUCGUCGACGGUAACGUGAAGAUGACCCUUGGUAUGAUCUGGACCAUCAUCCUGCGCUUCGCCAUCCAGGACAUCUCUGUGGAAGAGACCUCCGCUAAAGAAGGUCUGCUGCUCUGGUGCCAGAGGAAGACUGCCCCCUACAGGAAUGUCAAUGUGCAGAACUUCCACAUCAGCUGGAAAGAUGGCCUGGCGCUGUGUGCCCUCAUCCACAGACACAGACCUGACCUCAUUGACUACUCCAAACUGAGAAAGGACGACCCCAUCGGUAACCUGAACACGGCCUUCGAAGUGGCCGAGAAGUUCCUGGACAUCCCCAAAAUGCUCGACGCUGAAGAUAUCGUGAACACACCCAAACCUGACGAGAAGGCCAUCAUGACCUACGUGUCCUGCUUCUAUCACGCCUUCGCCGGAGCCGAGCAGGUCAGAUUUAUGGUUUCACGUCUGGAGAGACUGGACCACCUGGCCGAGAAGUUCAAGCAGAAGUGUGGCAUGCAUGAAGCCUGGACUGCAGGUAAGGAGGAGCUCCUGUCUCAGAAGGACUACGAGUCGGCUUCUCUGAUGGAGAUCAGAGCCUUGAUGAGGAAGCACGAGGCCUUUGAGAGCGACCUGGCCGCUCACCAGGACAGAGUGGAGCAGAUCGCCGCCAUCGCCCAGGAGCUGAAUGAGCUGGACUACCAUGAUGCUGCUACGGUGAACGCCCGCUGCCAGGGGAUCUGUGACCAGUGGGACAACCUGGGGACCCUGACCCAGAAGAGGAGGGACGCUCUGGAGCGUGUGGAGAAGCUGUGGGAGACCAUCGACCAGCUGUACCUGGAGUUUGCCAAGAGGGCAGCUCCCUUCAACAACUGGAUGGACGGAGCCAUGGAGGACCUGCAGGACAUGUUCAUCGUCCACAGCAUCGAGGAGAUCCAGAGUCUGAUCACUGCUCACGACCAGUUCAAAGCCACUCUGCCCGAGGCCGACAAGGAGCGCAUGGCCACCGUCGGCAUCCACAACGAGAUCCUGAAGAUCGCCCAGACCUACGGCAUCAAGCUGUCCGGAAUCAACCCAUACACCAACCUGAGCCAGCAGGACAUCAACACCAAGUGGGAAACUGUGAAGCACCUUGUACCCCUCAGAGACCAAAUGCUGCAGGAGGAAGUGGCAAGACAGCAGGGCAACGAGAGGCUGAGGCGCCAGUUUGCUGCCCAGGCCAACAUCAUUGGACCCUGGAUUCAAACCAAGAUGGAGGAGAUCAGCCACGUGUCUGUGGACAUCGCAGGCUCCCUGGAGGAACAGAUGAACAGCCUGAAGCAGUACGAACAGAACAUCAUCAACUACAAGUCCAACAUCGACAAGCUGGAGGGAGACCACCAGCUCAGCCAGGAGUCGCUCAUCUUCGACAACAAGCACACCAACUACACCAUGGAGCACGUCCGUGUGGGCUGGGAGCAGCUGCUCACCACCAUCGCCAGAACCAUCAACGAGGUGGAGAACCAGAUCCUGACCCGCGACGCCAAGGGCAUCAGCCAGGAGCAGCUCAACGAGUUCAGGGCCUCCUUCAACCACUUCGACAGGAAGAGAAACGGCAUGAUGGACCCAGACGACUUCCGUGCUUGCCUCAUCUCCAUGGGUUACGAUCUGGGUGAGGUUGAAUUUGCCCGCAUCAUGACGCUGGUGGACCCGAACAACACCGGCGUAGUGACCUUCCAGGCCUUCAUCGACUUCAUGACCCGCGAGACCGCAGAGACCGACACCGCAGAACAGGUCAUGGCUUCCUUCAAGAUCCUGGCUUCAGACAAGAACUACAUCACAGUGGACGAGCUGCGCAGGGAGCUACCGCCCGAGCAGGCAGAGUACUGCAUCAGCCGCAUGACCAGAUACAUCGGAGCCGACGCUGCCCCUGGCGCCCUGGACUACAUCUCCUUCUCCAGCGCCCUCUACGGAGAGAGCGACUUAUAAACCCAGCUGCUCCCGCCUCGUGUUCUCCUCCUCCUCCCCCCCAGCUUCUAUUUCUCCUGUUUGGAGAAAGCGAUUAUAAACCCUUCCACUGUCCCUCUAAAUGCUUUGUCCUCCUCAUUUUAUCCACCCCCCCGUCAAAUCUGAACUUUUCCCCAAUGAUCCCCCUCCAUCCCAGGAACACUGCUUAGAGAGGAGGAGAGCAGGAGACUUUGCUCAAAUCUUAAACUGUGUCAGGUUUGAGUUUUAAGCAGAGAGAGCCAGGUAUAACGUAUAAAAGCGCCAUACGUAGAUUAUACCGGCCUUAACGGAGGAGCUAACGAGAGGGUUAUUUUUUGAGCAAAGCCUCCCGCUCUCCCUCCUCCCUAUCUUAUUAUUCUUUUUGUAGAAGGGUAAUUAAAGAAGAAAAUGUGAUAAAAAAGCUGGUUGGUCCGUUGGCUUGGUUGGUUGUGCAUUUGUGCAGACGCAUGCUUCGUUUUAAAAAGUUUAGAAAAACGCCGCAUUUCGAGUCGUCGACUCUUCCUUAUAUCACGUCGAAACCCAAACGAGCGCCUGCAGGGAGUCUGUCAGCAGUCAGGGACUAAAAACGUGUCAAUGUGAAGUAACGACUGUGAAGCCUGAACGUUGGCAGAGAUUGACUUUAACCUGGAGAUCUUAAGAAACUCAGGAACUUAUGAAGGAUGAAUGAGAGCACCUAAGCAGAGGAAGGGAG